GCUGUAAAUAGAAAUUUAGUAGCAAGUGUAAAUGUGAACGGGUAAGACGCAGGACGUCUUGCCAUAAAUUUUGUGCAAAAAACACUGCAGUAUUCCAAUAUAUAAUCUUGAAUCUUAAAUGAAAAGAUAAUCAACCCACUUCCAGCAGAAUAUAUAUUUAGAUUAAUAUAAAAAAAUCAUGUCAUCGCCAAUAUUUAAUCCGGAAAUUCCAUAUGUCGGUGAAGUACCAGGAGGGUUAUCACCAGGCAAGAUGUUAAAGGUCCACGGAUCAAUACCCCCAGACGCUGUACGAUUUGCGAUCAAUUAUCAACUAGGCCCAAAUAUAAACCCAAGGGAUGAUAUUGCUAUCCAUUUAUCACCGCGAUUUAGUGAUGGUAUAAUCACAAGAAAUCAUAUAAAUUCAAUGUCCUGGGGGCCUGAAGAGAACAGCGGAGGUAUGUGGCUACAACCAGGCCAAGCAUUUGAAAUAAUUAUUCUCUGUGAGCCACUGCAGUACAAAAUAGCCAUCAACGGUAGACAUUACACGGAAUUUGCACACCGAUUGCCUUACCAGAAAGUAACACACUUGGUAAUAGACGGUGAUGUUGAGAUAAAAUCAAUUGUAUUUGAGUCUAUUGGUGGUCCACCAUCUGCUAGAGUUGCUUCUGCUCCUGAUAUACCUGCUCCUGAUUUUGCACCACCUGGUCCAGGAGGAUUGUAUCCUAAUUUAAAACCAGAUGUUGGCGGCUAUGGACCUCCUGGUGGCUACGGCCCACCUCCAAAUGCUUAUGGAGGUCCAGCAGGUUACAAUCCACCUAUGCCAUACGGCGGUCAACCGGGUUAUGCAGAGCCUGAAGAAGAAGAGGCCUUUGGUGGUUGUUUAGAUAAAGUUGGUCUUGCUGUCGGAGGAUUAAUUGCUGCUGGAGGAGUGGCUGCUGCUAUGCACGCAUAUAACAAAAAGAAGCAUGAGCACGAAGAGCCAGAGCAUGAGAAAACAGAGUCUUCCAAAAAUGAAAGCGAAGGUGGAUUCAAUUUAGGCGCUCUUGGUGCUGCGUUGGCCAGCGGCCUAGCUGCUAACGCUCUUCAAGGUGACAUGGGGCGUGGACAGUCUCACGGAUAUCCUGGGCAAGAUACUGGAGGCGGUGGAAUGCUUGGAUCUCUUCUUGGAGCACUUGGCGGAGGAGGUCAUCAACCAGCUCAUCAGCCAGCUCAACUUCCACCAUUACCAGCUGACCCGAUGGGAAGUCUAGGAUCGUUUUUAGGCGGUGUUCUAGGCGGUGGUGGUGCUGGUGGUCAUCACCAGCCUUCUGGAGGAUACCAACCUAGCGGCGGUUAUGGAGCUCCUAACCAGGGAUCAGGAGGAGGGGACUUAUUGAGCACUCUUGGGUCGUCUUUGUUCAGCUCGGCUCUGGACAGUCUCAGUAAGAAUAAAUCCCACGAUAAUUAUCCAUCGAACCCGCAACCACCACCGCCUGCCUACAAUCAUAAUUACGGUCCUCCAAGGAAUGAUCCACCGCCACCACCACAACCUCCUUCACGGAGUCCUCCAUCUCCACCUGCAUCAGGCGGUGGAAAAUUAUCCGCUGCUGAAAUAUCCAAAGGACUUGGACUCAGUGAUGAUGAAGAUUAAGAACUAAAAAUGUUUUCUUGAUUUUUGAAAACAUAUUCUUAAUUGAUUGCUUUUAUAAAUGGCGAUAAAAUUUUUAAUCGUUAAUGCAAGCUUCGUAAGUAAACAUUUUAUCACGAAAAUCAAAUAGCUAAAAAUAAGAAUCUCGAAUUUUAAAAUGAUCAAUUUACGAUAUAAUUUAUACAUAGAUAAUUUUUUUUAUGAAUUUACUCGGUACACAUAAAUUAUUCAUUGCUUACGUAACAAAGAUAGGCUUACAAAAAAAAAUGUUGAAGUAAAAGCAGCUAACAUAUUUUACAGAGUUAGAAUUAAUAAAAAGUAUCCUAUAUUUUUUUGAUAGACUAAAUAUUGUUAGUGAGGCCUUUACA
Messenger RNA from Cotesia glomerata, 1974 nucleotides. RefSeq names its product spidroin-2-like. The transcript is spliced from 6 exons. Lineage: Eukaryota; Metazoa; Arthropoda; Insecta; Hymenoptera; Braconidae. The record is from RefSeq and is a predicted model, not a curated record. Gene Ontology annotation, molecular function: galactoside binding; carbohydrate binding. Bases 179 to 1609 code for a protein of 476 amino acids.